Molecule: messenger RNA, 1133 nt
Organism: Choloepus didactylus (southern two-toed sloth)
Lineage: Eukaryota; Metazoa; Chordata; Mammalia; Pilosa; Megalonychidae
Product: patr class I histocompatibility antigen, B-2 alpha chain-like
Exons: 3
Coding region: 1-552 (183 amino acids)
Biological process (GO): antigen processing and presentation of endogenous peptide antigen via MHC class Ib; immune response; positive regulation of T cell mediated cytotoxicity
Cellular component (GO): external side of plasma membrane
Molecular function (GO): signaling receptor binding; peptide antigen binding
Source: RefSeq, a predicted model, not a curated record
AUGGCGCUGCGAACCCUCCUGCUGCUGUCAGGAGCGCUGGCCCUGACCCGGACCCGGGCGGGCUCCCACUCCCUGAGGUAUUUCUACACCUCCGUGUCCCGGCCCGACCGCGGGGAUUCCCGCUUCAUCGCCGUCGGCUACGUGGACGACACGCAGUUCGUGCGCUUCGACAGCGACGCCCCGAAUCCGAGGAAGGAGCCGCGGGCGCCGUGGGUGGAGCAGGAGGGGCCGGAGUAUUGGGAGCGGGAGACGCGGAUCUCAAAGCAGAACGCACAGACUCACCGAGGGAACCUGCGGACCCUGCGCGGCUACUACAACCAGAGCGAGGCGGGGUCUACCUGGAGGGUCAGUGCGUGGAGUGACUGCAAAGAUACCUGGAGAACGGGAAGGAGAUGCUGCAGCGCACAGGUACCUCUUGGAUCUCCCCUUGGGCUGGGGUUGUAUUCACAGCUGGCAUCCUACAAGGAGGAGGAAAGUGGGGCUGACAUCAAAGCAUACCCUCUCCCAUGGUUCCGGAGUACGUCAGGGUUUCCUGACCCUGUACGAGACUGACUCGUCCACAGGGCCCUCCCUUUUCCCUGGGACAGUUACCAGAUCCAGUCUCUCUGGAGAUGGAAGGCAUGAUCGUCUCUAGAAUAACCAUUCAGCACUUUCCUUUGACCCUGAUAGCAGCCUUGAGAACCACCUUACAGUGACUGACCUUGAUUGUUUUCUUCUAAUAGCAUGAGACGACUGCCUUAUGUGCGACUAAGUGAUACAAGACUUGUUCACACACACACUUUGUUUUCAGAAUCCCUGACUUCUCUUUUCUUUGUGUACCUGGUGUCUGUGUCUGCAUUCCUGUUAGUUCAAUGUGCAGAUGUAUGGGAAUUAGCCCACUCCUGGUCCCUCAGAAGCCCCUCCCCAGGCUGGCCUGUGUUCCCUUCCCCAGACCAACCUUGCUGAUCCAGCAGAGGUAGGACUGGGAUGUCUCCAUCCCGUCUAAAAUUCACCUUGCACUGGGCUGCACCUUCUUACUACCCUAUGAAAAUUAGAAUCUGGAUAUGAAUUUGUUUUUUCAAAUUCUUGCCACCAGGUGGGGUUGAUGGAUUAAUUAAAGGAAAGGAUUCUUUUUAUUUUUAUUUUUGUUUUUG